AUUAUUUAUAUUGUUAUUAUUAUUAGUAGUAGUAGUAUUAUGUCUAACAUGUGAAUUGUGAUUAUUACGUUUUUUUCUUGGGGUGGGGUCUACUGUAAUGUGACUGGUUCUUAGAUAAUUACAUCCUCCCACAAUGGAAUGAAGUAUCUUGUCAUCCUAAUCCACAUUAUGUAUGUUUUACAGACCCAACGACUUGAAGAUGUCUUCACCUAAGGGACCUGCCAUCGGUAUUGACCUGGGCACCACCUACUCCUGCGUGGGGGUGUUUCAGCAUGGAAAAGUGGAGAUCAUUGCCAACGACCAGGGCAACAGAACCACCCCGAGUUAUGUGGCCUUCACAGACACAGAGAGACUGAUCGGUGAUGCUGCUAAAAAUCAGGUGGCCAUGAACCCUAACAACACCAUCUUUGAUGCCAAACGUCUGAUUGGACGGAAAUUUGACGAGUCAGUUGUACAGUCUGACAUGAAGCACUGGCCUUUUACAGUCGUCAGUGAUGGAGGGAAGCCCAAAGUCCAAGUUGAGUACAAGGGAGAGAACAAAACAUUUAACCCUGAGGAGAUCUCCUCCAUGGUCCUGGUGAAGAUGAAGGAGAUUGCUGAGGCCUACCUGGGCCAGAAAGUAUCCAAUGCGGUCAUCACCGUUCCUGCCUAUUUCAACGACUCCCAGCGCCAGGCCACCAAGGAUGCUGGAGUGAUCGCUGGACUGAACGUGCUGAGAAUCAUCAAUGAGCCCACGGCAGCAGCCAUUGCUUAUGGACUGGACAAAGGCAAGACUGGUGAACGCAACGUUCUCAUUUUUGACCUGGGUGGUGGCACUUUUGAUGUUUCUAUUCUAACCAUUGAAGAUGGCAUCUUUGAGGUCAAAUCCACAGCUGGAGACACUCACCUGGGUGGAGAGGACUUUGAUAACCGCAUGGUGAAUCACUUUGUGGAGGAGUUCAAGAGAAAAUUUAAGAAAGACAUUAGUCAUAACAAGCGGGCACUGAGGAGGCUGCGCACAGCAUGUGAGAGGGCCAAGAGGACCCUGUCCUCCAGCUCCCAGGCCAGCAUUGAGAUCGACUCUCUUUAUGAGGGUAUUGAUUUCUACACCUCCAUCACCAGAGCACGCUUUGAGGAGAUGAACUCUGACCUGUUCAGAGGAACGCUUGAGCCUGUGGAGAAAGCCUUGAGAGACGCCAAGCUGGACAAGUCACAGAUCCAUGACAUCGUCUUGGUGGGCGGUUCCACCAGAAUCCCUAAAAUCCAGAAGCAGCUUCAAGAUUUCUUCAAUGGCAGGGACCUGAACAAGAGCAUCAACCCUGACGAGGCCGUGGCCUACGGCGCUGCAGUUCAGGCUGCCAUCCUCAUGGGUGACAAGUCUGAGAACGUCCAGGACCUGCUGCUGCUGGAUGUGGCCCCACUGUCUCUGGGCAUUGAGACGGCCGGAGGAGUCAUGACCGCCCUCAUCAAACGCAACACCACCAUCCCCACCAAACAGACCCAGACCUUCACCACUUACUCAGACAACCAGCCAGGUGUCCUGAUCCAGGUGUUUGAAGGAGAGAGAGCCAUGACCAGAGACAACAACCUGCUGGGCAAAUUUGAGCUGACGGGUAUCCCGCCAGCUCCACGUGGCGUCCCCCAGGUCGAAGUGACCUUUGACAUCGACGCCAAUGGAAUCCUCAACGUGUCAGCUGUGGACAAAAGCACAGGCAAAGAGAACAAGAUCACCAUCACCAACGACAAAGGCAGGUUGAGCAAGGAGGACAUUGAGAAAAUGGUACAGGAUGCAGAGAAAUACAAAGCAGAAGAUGAAAGCCAGAGGGAGAAGAUCACUGCCAAGAACUCCCUGGAGUCCUAUGCAUACAACAUGAAGAGCAGUGUUGAGGAUGACAACAUGAAGGACAAAAUCAGUGAGGAGGACAGGAAGACAGUUGUAGACAAGUGCAACCAGGCCAUCUCCUGGCUGGAUAACAACCAGAUGGCUGAUAAAGAAGAGUUUGAGCACCACCUGAAGGAGUUGGAGAAGGUGUGCACCCCCAUCAUCUCCAAACUGUACCAGGGAGGAAUGCCUGGAGGCUGUGGUGCCCAGGCAGGAGGCUGUGGUGCCCAGGCACGCAGUGCCCCAGGUGCCAGCUCUCAGGGCCCCACCAUUGAGGAGGUGGACUAGAGCGGAGAGGAAGGACAUGUGGAUGUUGUUACUGUUUGUAAAUAACAGAGUGUUGCUUAACAGCUGUGAAAUCCUGUCAAGUACAAGUUCUGGAAUGUUCUUGAAUUUUCCUGAUGACUAUUACACUGUAUUUGUAAUGUGCCAUUUUAUUCCUCAUCAGCUGUGGAACAGUUGAUAUUUUGUGAUGUUUAACAAGGGUAUGUGGCUUUGUAAUGUCCUUUUUACAUGAAUAACAAAUUACUUUUAUAAUAAAUUAAUAUUUUAAAAUGAUAA
Engraulis encrasicolus (European anchovy) is the source of this 2422-nucleotide messenger RNA. Its product is annotated as heat shock 70 kDa protein. The transcript has a single exon. Bases 173 to 2149 code for a protein of 658 amino acids. Gene Ontology annotation, molecular function: ATP binding; ubiquitin protein ligase binding; ATP-dependent protein folding chaperone. Gene Ontology annotation, cellular component: cytosol; plasma membrane; blood microparticle. The record is from RefSeq and is a predicted model, not a curated record. Lineage: Eukaryota; Metazoa; Chordata; Actinopteri; Clupeiformes; Engraulidae.